Molecule: messenger RNA, 387 nt
Organism: Lasiosphaeria miniovina
Lineage: Eukaryota; Fungi; Ascomycota; Sordariomycetes; Sordariales; Lasiosphaeriaceae
Exons: 3
Coding region: 1-387 (128 amino acids)
Source: RefSeq, a predicted model, not a curated record
AUGGAUACAUCACCAACCCACAGAGGAGCAACAGCCGAUUUUGAGUUCAGGCGCUACGUAGCUUAUGCCGAGUAUGAGUAUGAGCCUACGCCGUCCCCCUCUCCUUCAGACGGUACCCUUAGCGAUACCGGCGACGAAGAGUCUGCAGGCGAUGAGAAUGAGCAGGUGCUCGAGCAAAGUGUGGACGAUGCGGUAGAACAAUUCUGGAACGAUGACGAUGAUCCGAUUGCGGAUUGUCACGAAGGAGAGGAUUCGACUGGCAUAACACGGAGUAUAACCCACUACGUCAUUGACACCACCACGGCACCCGCCGUGACAGGGAGACAGCGGGAGAGAUCGUGGGAGGGAUGGGUUUUACCAAGAAUACUCUUAAGGAUUACGGCCUAA